Messenger RNA from Aegilops tauschii subsp. strangulata, 378 nucleotides. Lineage: Eukaryota; Viridiplantae; Streptophyta; Magnoliopsida; Poales; Poaceae. The record is from RefSeq and is a predicted model, not a curated record.
AUGUCCGCGCCGCCGCCGCCCGGGGCCCAGAUCCGGCCCGCCCCGGGUCGAACCGGGCCACGCCGGGCCCGCGCUGCCCGCACGGUCCUCCGCCGCCCCGCGACAAGCGCCGUCGCCUCCCGCGCCCGUCCGGACGCCGCCUCGCCGGCGCGCCUCGCUGCCGCGCCGCCCCCGCAGCUCCUCGCCGGCGCCGUCCUCGCAGCGGCCGCGCGCUCCGCCCGCGAGCUCGCCGGCCCCGCGCGCCGUCCCGCGGCCGGAUCCGGCGUCCCUCGCCAUGGAUCCGCCCGUCCCAUCCGUCUCCGGCCAUGCUCCGGCGAGUGCCCCAGCCCUGCCUCGUUUUCCGCGCUCCCCGAUCCAGAUCUGGAAUUCUCAGGUUGA